CGCAAUGCGCACGCAUCUUGCGCCUGCGCACUAUUCCCUCCCAACUGGAAGGAGCGGCGCCAUUAGGCACGGAGUGUUCCCGGGGGUCGCAGCGCUCACCUACAGCGGGAAACGCGGAAUUGUUCUCUCUUGGUGACAAAUCCUGCCACAUCCUAAGAAUGGCAGUAGUCAUCCGCUUACAGGGGCUUCCUGUUGUUGCUGGCUCAACUGAUAUCCGUCAUUUCUUUUCUGGAUUGCAUAUUCCUGAUGGAGGAGUUCAUAUUACUGGUGGAAAGAUUGGGGAGGCCUUUAUUAUAUUUGCUACAGAUGAAGAUGCUCGACGGGCUAUGAGUCGCUCAGGAGGCUUCAUAAAGAAAUCACGAAUUGAGCUUUUUCUCAGUAGUAAGGCAGAAAUGCAACAUACCCUUGAGAUGAAUAGGAAAGGAAACAAAGACUUGGGGCCAACACCUGAUAUUUCAAAACUGCUAAAUGUCAUGAAGAAAGGUAUAUAUCAGAAGAACAUGGCCAAUAAAAGUAAUGUAGAAGCUGGUUUUGAUAGCAGUGGUGCAAAGUACACAGAAGAAAACAUGCCAAGGCCAAAAUAUCAAGGGAAGAAAGACAUAUGGCCAUUAAAAGAUAAUGGUUAUGGAUAUGUAUUUUUAUAUGGGCUUCCAUACACAGCGAGUGAACUUGAUGUUAAAGAAUUUUUUCAUGGUUUCAAUGUGGUAGAUUUGCACUUUUCUGUUCGUCAAAAUGGAGUUAGAGAUGGAAAUGCCUAUGUUAAAUUUGGCAGUGUUCAGGAUGCACAGGCAGCUCUUUCACGUGAUAAUGAAUAUAUUGGUCAUAGAUACAUUUGUGUAAAGUUGUGCAAUGAACAAAAGUGGAUUGAAGCUGGUGGCCCAACUGAUGAAAGAAAUGAGUCUGUUCGUAAAAAUAGACAGUGGUCACCCAGAUUUCCUUCAAAAAAUCAUUCAAGGUCCAGAUCUCCAAAGAUACACAGAACAAGGUCACGCUCGCCCCAUAAUCAGCAGUUCUACUUACACCUCUUAAACAUGUCAUAUUCUGUGCAGAAGACAGAUAUUAAAUUGUUUUUUGGUGAUCCAGAUAUUCCAGAUACACAGAUCAAACUCUUAUUAGACAGAAAUGGUGUCCAGACAAGAGAAGGAUUUGUUCUGAUCAAAAAUGAAAAGUUUUAUCAGAAAUGUCUUGGCUUACACAAAGGCCUUUUAAAUGGCCGUGAAGUUUGGGUAUACCCCAUUGCCAGAAAGGAUAUGUUGGAGUUAAUUGAAUCCUCGGAGAGACAACAACUAGAAAGGAACACCUCAGAAGACCCUUCUCCAAAAAAGAAAUUCAGAGACCGUUCAAACCUCAAAAGAUAUAUGUAUUUGAGAAACUUUCCUUUUAAUGUUAGUAAAAGUGAGGUUCAAAAAUUCUUUGCUGGGUUUCCAGUGGAUGAACAAGAUAUUUUUUUGCUGUAUGAUAGUAGAGGCGUUGGUCUUGGUGAAGCACUAGUUACUUUUCCGUCGGAGCACCAGGCUAUCCUUGCUGAGGGCUUGAAUCAGCAGAAGUUCUUGGGAACAGAAGUGUUACUAAGACGCAUCUCAGAAGAACAAAUGAAAGAACUUGGAGCCUUCCCUGAGGAUCACAAUGAGAGAGAACCUAAACGAUCAACUAGUUAUAGAGAUGAAUAUCUAGAACCUGCUGAACAAGGAUUUGAGGUAUCUGAUUAUGGACACCGUUCAUAUGACCAACCCCGACCUUAUAGGGACGAUGACUUUGGACAUGGUUCUGGAAGCAUAAGGCGCUCUCCGGAAAGGUUGAGAAGCCCAUAUGACAUGAAUCAAGAUGAACCUUAUGGGAGGUUUCAUAUGGGAAACCAGAACGUUGAAGACUAUAAAUCUGGGCCAAUAAAUCGACCAAGGUCAGGUGGAGCGUCGAUACGCUUGAAAAAUGUUCCAUAUACUGCUACUAUUGAAGAAAUUUUAGAUUUCUUUUAUGGCUAUAAUGUGGUUCCUGAUUCUGUAGAAAUGGAUUACAACUGCAAAGGAACAGCUAUAGUGCAUAUGGAAAACUAUGAUGAAGCCGCAGCUGCUGUUAAUGAACUAAAUGAAAGGCCUAUAGGACCACGUAAAGUUCAUAUGAGCAUUAUAAGGAGCUAAUGCAAACCUGCAAUGGGACAUUUAUGAAGAAACUGUAAAAUUUAACCAUUAUAUGGCUGUCCCAAUUAGUGAUAGGGUCUGCAUUUUUUUGUAUUGUGUUUAUAGCUUACAGUCUAGUUUUGUUCUUUCUUGCAUGAAGGCACAAGGUCCAUUAAGCAAUUUUUAUGUUUAAUUCCUUAGUUUGUCUCCAUUACGUUUAGUGGCAACAGUUCAGAUUUAUUUUGUCACCGUUUCCAAAAAUUGGAAAUUGUUACAAUAUUUGGAUUAAUGACUUCCGAGUCAUUAUGUUUCUUGACAUCUUAUUGUGCACUGAUAAAAGUUGGGGAUUAAAACAUUUGAUUUACACAA
Messenger RNA from Xenopus tropicalis (tropical clawed frog), 2486 nucleotides. It is a transcript of the gene rbm12b.3, whose product is annotated as RNA binding motif protein 12B gene 3. The record is from RefSeq and is a predicted model, not a curated record. Bases 159 to 2138 code for a protein of 659 amino acids. NCBI's taxonomy places the organism in Eukaryota, Metazoa, Chordata, Amphibia, Anura, Pipidae. The transcript has 2 exons. Gene Ontology annotation, molecular function: RNA binding; nucleic acid binding.